AUGGGAGUUUUGCCUUGUAUGAAGCUUGUCUCCAUAUUCUUCUUCAUGCAGAUUGGUCUAAGAAAGGGUUCUCAUUCAUUUGCUGAGGCUUGUGCUGUUGUUAUUCGAAGAAAAUGGAACCCUAAGGGACAUAUUGGGGACACGGUCUCUAGCAGUGAUUCGGUGCUGCUCUUGAUAUCCGAUGCAGCUCAGAACAUUGCACUGCACGUAUUUUUCGGCGAGACAAGUGUUGAAGCUAAAACCAGAGGCAAAGUCUCUUCAGAAUCAGAUCUAUCGAUUCAGCUUGAUCUUAUGCCCUUCUCUCCUGUUCCUCGGAGUCAAACUUCCUUUGAUAAGCUUCAGCUUCCUUGGCUGAAUGAAAAUUUGGUUGGUGAACCUGGAAACGUAAACCAGAGGAUUCGAGGGGUGGAGGAGGCUGAGGAAGCCAUAGCUUUUUGA
Molecule: messenger RNA, 438 nt
Organism: Fraxinus pennsylvanica
Lineage: Eukaryota; Viridiplantae; Streptophyta; Magnoliopsida; Lamiales; Oleaceae
Source: the annotation of a GenBank genome assembly